AGAAAAUUUAAGCAUUGCUAAAAUCACGCCCCAAUGUAAUAUUAAGCAACCAAAACUGACGUUGAAAUGUAGAACGUGAAGCAAAGUUCGCGAUACAAUCAUUAAAGAAAUGUUUUUUUUUUAAAUACUGAAACUUUUAUUUUGAAGACUGGUGUUGCGAGCUUGGGUUGAGUCUCUUAUUUUAAAAAAACUCUUCGUCUGUCCUCCAUCAGUGACUGUGUCUUCCUGCCGCUAGCUUCACUCGCCACUGAGCGCCUGAUUAUUUUUACGCCGUCGAGUCUGGCGGUGAAAUCCAGGUCAUCUCCGCCGGAUCACCAGGCAGCGCGGCUCAGGCUUCUGCUCUCCGCGGACACAUAGUGCCAUUUCCUGAUUCCUCUUUGCAGAGUGAGCUUGCAGUCUGAAGGAUGAGGUGGGGCGCAUUGAUUAGCAUGCUGCUAUGCUGAGAAGAGUUUAUCCACCCAGGACGAGCAGCAGCAGUUACACGUUCCCUUCCUGAAUCAGCUAUCAGACACCUGCUCUGAAUCAAGUACCUGUCUGGAUCUUACCCUCACACACAGCUAUGGCUGGCUGGCUCUGGCUGGGAGGGUAAUCGGUGCGCUGGUUGCCCUGGCAACCCCACCCUGAUUCCUGCUGAAUAGAGCCCUAGUCCGUCACUGAAGACUUUUUAGCCCCCCUCCACCUUUCUUCUGAGUUUAUUUGCCCUUUCGUGGAGGUAAAGGGCAGCGGCCAAGGCAGGAGCCAUGGACAUGUGAGGUGAGAAUGGCAGCACGGCGGCUGUUCGGCCCCCAGGAGCCCUCAGGCAAUCGGAGCCAAUAACGUGGGUGCCCACACACACACACAUUUGGGCCGAGCGGCAGGAGCAGUAUGCAGGAGGCUGACCUACCAGCCACCAAUGCUUUCACAGAGUGCAGAUUCCUGUGCGCUAACGGAAGAUGUCUGAACCUGGGCUCGCAGGUCUGUGAUCAGCUCAACCACUGUGGAGACAACAGUGAUGAGGUGCACUGCCCCAUCUCCACCCAGCAUCCUGCAUCUGCCAUCUUCAGCUCUGAACUGGAGUUUGUGCAGAUCGUGAUCAUAAUCGUCGUGAUGACUGUGAUGGUCGUAGUGGUUGUGUGCCUGCUCAACCACUACAAACUCACCACGUGGUCGUUCCUGAGCCGGGCAAGUCAGGCACAGAGUCAGGAUCUCUCUCUGCAGACGGAGGGUUCUUUGUGGCCAUCAGAUAAUGGGCUGAGACAAGGAGCAUCUGAGGUGGUUUACGCUCCUCAGCCAAGGGACCGUUUCACCGCUCCCACUUUCAUGCAGCACAACCGUUUCAGACGUUUCCAGCCUACCUACCCAUACCUGCAGCACGAGAUCGAUCUGCCACCCACCAUCUCGCUGUCAGACGGAGAGGAGCCGCCACCGUACCAGGGCCCCUGCACACUGCAGCUGAGAGAUCCCGAACAACAGCUCGAGCUCAACAGAGAGUCCGUACGUGCCCCGCCCAACCGGACCAUCUUCGACAGCGACCUCAUUGACAUGCACAGUUCAGGGGGUGGCGGUGGGCCACGACCUCCCAGUAGCAACUCUGGGAUCAGCGCCACCAGCUCCAGUACCCAUGGACGCAUGGAGGGCCCUCCGCCUGCUUAUAGUCAAGUAAUUGGGCAGCAUUCGGGCAUCGUACUUUACCUCCACCAGCACAGCAAUAACCCGCCCGUCCCCGUCACUGUGCAGACUCCGCCCAGGGGCCGGACAGAUUUAAACAGCCCAGAGAGCACAAUAGCGCUAAGCAAAGACCCACAAAGGCAGGAGCUAGUGUGAGGGGGCGGGGCUAGCACACAAUUGGCCGAUCGCGAUCACUCUCCACCCAUAAAGGGAACAGGUUCUCCCUCUUGACACUCCCGUGCACAACAGCGCUUAAUGUGUCUUCGCAACAAAAUGAAACCAUGUGUUUAAAAAAAACAAAAAAAGAAUAUGGAGCUGAGCUUACAAAAGAAAACAUUUCAUUCGUUUUCUGUCAGACCAGCUACGCUAAAACUGGGGUUUAUGCACUGCCUGGAGUCUUCACCUUUAUUGCUCUGUAUUACUUGUGUAUAGCCGACAAAUUUAGAGAAAGUAAUUCGCACACAAGACAGGCUUUUUGUUGUUGGUAUUCUUGUUGGUUUUAUCGUUGAAUCCCCCUUGAACGCCCCCUCCUGCCCAACCCACACAUGACAUACUAGCUGUGUGGAUAGUAAUUUCUUUUUCUUUCUUUUUUUUUUUCUUUUCUUUUUUUUUUUUAAUUUAAAGACCGAGAUCUGUGCAGCAUGAACAAAACAAAUGCGAAAAAGGGUGAAAAUCCAAAUCCUAGUGCCAAGGUUUAUGCGAAAGGUGUCAUGGGCGUUGACUGUCUUAAAGACUUGUUAUACAUUUAAAUUGAAAACCUUUUCUGAACUUUUGCACUAUUGUUGAGGUUAAUCAGAGAAAUUUGGGAAUGGGGUAGUGGGGGGGUGAUGUAUGUGUUUACUGUUUGUACUGUCGUUUUCAUGUAGAUCCUAUCAUAUGCUUCAGUGCGAGCUUUCUACCGAAAGGGAAGUGAUCUUGUCCGUCUCAGCACAAGAAAAAUCUCUGAUCCAGCCUAAAAUAACCUUGAUCUAAAAGAGGCACAGAAUACAGAGAGUCUGCUCUACUCUCAUCUAUCCUCACCACUGACAUGUUCAGCCGCUUUCACAGACUCCAGCUGAUCUGAGGUCAGUUGGCUGGUGGCAUGGUUGACAUUUUGCCUAAAAAGAAACUCACUUUACUUAGAGAUCCGAACAGGUUUUGACAUGUUAUGAGAUUGACGCUUAUUCUAAAGAGGUUCUCCAACAUUUUUCUCAUCAGCUCUUUUUUGUUAUUAUCACGUAUUUAUUAUACAAUACAUAUAUAGGCAGAAAUAAUAAAAUCUUAAUGGUAUUUUCUUUAUAGACUCUUGAGAAACUAAAAAGAUUAUAAAUAAUUAUAAUAAAUCUCUGUGUGUGUGUGUGUGUGUGUGUGUGCGUGUGUAUAUAUAUAUAUAUAUAUAUAUAUAUAUAUAUAUAUAUAUAAUUUGAUUAUGAUAUUAUAUGGGAUUUUCUUUUCUCAUUGGAGUCUGUCAAGAAAAUAGCAUCUUUACAAUUUUAAGGUCACCAUUUCAUGCCUUUUGCACUUUUGUUUUCAAGUCAAAACUGAAACCGAAUGAACCUAUAAAAUAAUCCAGUUCUCUAUUGUGCAUUUUAUUUGAUCAUGAGUCACUACCUGAUAAAAUUUUCCACACUUUUUGUUUGGGUUUCCACCUCUUACAGCCAAUACCAGAACAUAGACAUUCAUUGGCAUAAUCUUCUAAUCAAAAUGCCAAUGUGGUCAAAGGAUUUAAAAAAAAAAAAAAAAAAAAAAAAAAACCUGUUUUGCGUGUUGUAUUAUCUAGUCCCCAACAAGAAUUAAUCAGGUUUAAAAAUGUGGUAAAGUUAAGGGCUAAUGUGAUGGGCAUUUUUGAAAAUACCUAUUUUUACCCAGCAAUCCUCUGUCCUGUUGCCUUUGCUCUCACUCUGUCACCAAUCCGAGUGAACCCGACCCUGACACCAGCUCCAGCGCGCACCAGUCCUAAACACUGAACUCUCUUCCUGUCCAUAUGUGUUCCUCUUAUUUGCCACGUAGACAUACAGUCAGGAAAUCCAAGAUCUGUACUCCUCAGAGCGGCUCUCUGCAUUCAAUUUAAGCUUGGGUGUAAUUGAUCACAAUCAUUUAGGCCAAGAUAGAGGAUGUUGCUCUGACCAAGAAUCUGGUGCAGAGGUAGAGAAAAUCUCGAAGAAAGCCCAAAGACUCUCUUACCAGUUAGUGCACACACAUCCCUUUAAUAAGGAGACUGAAGACUGAGCCCCUGUUUUUAGUCACCACUGAGCCUGUCAAGGACAGAUGGACUUGUGAAUAGGCCAUGGUGAUUUUUUUUUUUUUUUUUUUUUCGUGCUGGGGAUCAUGGUCAACAAAAAAAUCAAAAGCAACACACUCACCUUUAUAAGCUACUCUAUUUGUACUCGGAAUGUUAGAGUUGGCCAAUCAAAAUGUGUUUGAAUGCUUUUAUUUCAUGUCUGUGUUGGUUGGCUUUAUUCUUUUCUUUCUCUGCUCUUGGUGGGAUUUUUGUUUGUUUUUGUUUUUUGUCUAUGUGGACAGAAAUAAUGCCGUCUGGACCCUUGUGCUCCAAACAAGACUAAACAGAUCAACACUCUCCUCUUCUAUAUUUAGAUUUCUAGAACCACAACAAACUGGGCUAGAUUUGGAAUUCUAGAAUCUGAACACCUGGACUAGAUUUGGAAUUCUAGAAUCUGAACACCUGGGCUAGAUUUGGAAUUCUAGAAUCUGAACACCUGGACUAGAUUUGGAAUUCUAGAAUCUGAACACCUGGGCUAGAUUUGGAAUUCUAGAAUCUGAACAACUGGGCUAGAUUUGGAAUUCUAGAAUCUGAACACCUGGACUAGAUUUGGAAUUCUAGAAUCUGAACAACUGGGCUAGAUUUGGAAUUCUAGAAUCUGAACACCUGGACUAGAUUUGGAAUUCUAGAAUCUGAACACCUGGGCUAGAUUUGGAAUUCUAGAAUCUGAACACCUGGACUAGAUUUGGAAUUCUAGAAUCUGAACACCUGGACUAGAUUUGGAAUUUUAGAAUUCUAGCAGUCCCUUGGCAAAAAUGAUGGAAUCGCCACAUUCAACCAGCUUUUUUGCUUUAAAGCAAAUGAACAAAUCACAGAUAUGACACAAAACCAUGUCUGUUUAAUAGCUUAUCAUUGUGGUAUUAUGAAAUAUACCUCAAACAAAUUAAAUCAGUUUUCUUUAUUAAUGGCAUAUUGUUUUCCAGAUCAAGUAGUGGAAAAAAACGUGGAAUUACUUAAAGGCAUAGUUCAUCCAAAAAUCAUUUACUCACCCUCAUUUUGUUCCAAACCUGUAUGAGUUUCUUUCUUGUUGAACACAAAAGAAGAUAUUCUAAAGACUAUUGGUAACCAGACCGUUGACGGUAGCCUUUGACUUCAAUAGUAUUUUUUUCCUACUAUGGAAGUCAGUGGCUACUGUCAACUUUGAUUACCAACAUUCCUUAAAGUAUCUUCUGUGUUCAACAGAAGAGAGAAACUCAUACAGGUUUGGAACAACUUGAGGGUGAGUAAAUGAUGACAAAAUUUUCAUUUUUAGGUGAACUAUCCCUCUAAUGUUGAGGAAAAAUGAUGGAAUCAUCAACAAAAAACACAAUUAGUACUUUGUUGCUUCUCCUUUGUCUCCUUUUUUUCAUUCAGAUUGAGAUUUAGACUGUUUACUGGCCCUGUCAUUGAGCUGAUAUGUCUUACCUGAAGAAAAUCUUUAACACAUAGACCUUAUGCACCAGAGAAACAAGCGCGCAGCCAUCUUUAGAAUUUUGUCUUUGAACUUCUUUUUUUUGUGAUAGCUCUGUAUAUGCUGUAAAUGCUACUAAUUUAAAUAUGUUUGAGGCAUGUUUCACAAAGUCAAAACGUUCAGCUAAACAAAAAUGUGUUAAUUUGAUAUGAAGCUGGUGAAAGUGUGGCGAUUUUAUAAUUUUUGAAUGGGGCUGUAGGCUAGAUUUUAGAAUUCUUAGAAUCACUUUUAGCUUCUAGAUUUCUAGCCAAUUUAAAUGUAAUUUAAUCUCAUAAUUUUAAAAUCUAGAAUCCCAGAAAGUCCCAUAAGAAAGGCUAGAUUAAUUCUAGAAUUCCAGCAGCUAAGCUCGAAAUAGAAUUUUAGAGUGGUUUGAAUGGUGUAUAUAUUGCUCUUGUCUUUCAAGCACAUGCUUUAAAAGCUCACAACUUCAUCAACACUUUGCAGAGUCUGGGAAAUGUUUCUCUCAGACCAUCUGGGAAAAUUAACCAAUGCUACAAAGAGCAAAGCAAGAGCACAAUGUCACUGCAUUCAGAGCUGUAUCCUAUUUAAGAGCCCUUUCCUUGUUACCUAUCCCUCUAUUCUUUUCACUGGCUGUCUUCAAUAGUCUAUUUCAUUAGUCAGUUUGCUGCUCCUGCUGUUGCUGCUGCUGCUGCUGCUGCUGCUAUGCUGCUUCUCAUCUGCUGCACUUUUUGUUUUGCCUGUCUGUCCAUCAUUCAUCCUUGCACCAUCCCGGUAAAAAUGCUUCCCUUUGUCCUCCACAAUUUGUUUCCAUCUCAAAGAAAGAGCUUUGUGUCGUUUUCUACUGUCCAAGGAGUUUGCAUGUUACUCACGAGCUGAAUCGGUGCCUAUCGAUCGUGUUGUUUUUGAGCGACGUAGGAACCCACUUGCACUCUAAAAGUUCCCACCUUAGCUGUGCCUCACUUCCAAUGGUGCUUUCUUCUUCUGUGUAAUGUUUUUUUUUUUUUUAAUCUUCUUUUAUUUGUAAGGUGCUGUAAAUAAAGUUAGUAUGUAUGCACAUAUCCUACCCAAUGGGUAGAAACCACAGAAAAAAGACAUUGUUAAUAAUGUAACAAUUUAUAGUUGAUAUAAAGAUUUUAACAUGGUGGCAACAGAUUUGUAAAUGCCUACUGUUCAAAUGUGCUUUUUUUUUCUUUCUUUCUUUCCUUUUUUUUUUUUUUUUUUUUUUUUUUUUGGCGAACAAGGAAAUUCAUUAUCAGAAAGAUGCUUAAUUAUGAAAAGACUAAACUACAGAGCAUUUCAUAGAUUUUUAUUGAGUAACAUCUUGCUACAGAAAGAAAGAAAAAGCUGUUCUGGAUUAGAUUGUUUCUUUAAACACUGCCCCAACCACAAAAGGCACAUAUAUAUACAUAGACAUACACACAUGGAUUUAUUUGACUAGUUUUUAAUCAGAAAAACAUUGUAACUUAGGUAAACUAAGUCUUAAAUUGAGAUCCAGUGAAUGGAAACUAGUUAGCAGUGCCAGACUCCCACUUACAGACACAAACGCUGAGGGAUUGUGAUAUGACAGUCUUGCUUAAAACAACAGUGUUCAUUUUAAUCCCAACAUGUACAUGAUUUUUCAUGCCACCCUGUGUUGUGCUUCCUGUAUUUGCAAGUUUAAUAAUGAACCAAAUGAGAGAUGUAGUUUUAACAUUCUUAUUUUUGUUAUAUACUGUAUUUCAGACAUUCUUGUGUAUGUGGUGUAUAGGAGCAAAAAAAAAAAAAAGAUUUUAAAUUGCAAAUAUUUAUGUGCUGGUGCUCCACUGUACAGUAGCUUGUAUUCGCAUGUCUAUAGUUAUAUACCUGAAGAUAAUGUACAUAGCGAUGCCAUUUUGACUACAAGCACCUGACUAACAGCAGUUGCGACAUUUUGAGCAAUGUACCGAGAUGCUUUUGAAGUUUUAGACUUGUUUUACUCUGAUGCUUAUCGGGUGUCUGAUAACAGAUAUUCAGAAUUAAAAAGCAACACAAUAUCAGACCUUUUACACUCUAAAUUUCCCCCCGGCUCAUGUUAGUUUGUAUGUUCAUGUGCGUGGACAUUUUAUAAACAUGCACAUACAUAUUUAUUUUAUUUACAUCAUUGUGUUGUAAUUAAUAGGUUUUAAGCAUAAGGUCUGUUAUUGUAAUGCUUCUUUUUUUUUCUUUUCAGAAAAAGUAAUCAAAACAUGUUGCUCUAAUCACUGUUAUAGUCAAACUUUUAUGCUUGUACUUCUGCUGUUGUCCAACUGCAGUUAAACUAAUAAACUAAAAGUACCAGUU
Messenger RNA from Megalobrama amblycephala (Wuchang bream), 7616 nucleotides. RefSeq names its product low density lipoprotein receptor class A domain containing 4b (gene ldlrad4b). Lineage: Eukaryota; Metazoa; Chordata; Actinopteri; Cypriniformes; Xenocyprididae. The record is from RefSeq and is a predicted model, not a curated record. Gene Ontology annotation, cellular component: early endosome membrane; Golgi membrane. Bases 865 to 1803 code for a protein of 312 amino acids. The transcript has 6 exons. Gene Ontology annotation, biological process: negative regulation of transforming growth factor beta receptor signaling pathway. Gene Ontology annotation, molecular function: R-SMAD binding.